Messenger RNA from Knipowitschia caucasica, 321 nucleotides. Lineage: Eukaryota; Metazoa; Chordata; Actinopteri; Gobiiformes; Gobiidae. The record is from the annotation of a GenBank genome assembly.
AUGGGCUGUGCCACUGGCCACUUGGCUCACCAAUCUAACCCGCCAACCACCUUAGGAAAUGAGACUCACUCCAUGGAGGCUGCGAAAGUCCCAGAGGUACUUUCAUCCCUGGAGCGUCUAUCUCAAGCCACCGGAGGAAUGGAGAAAUCUUGGUACCGCUGCAUCUUUCCCUUUGGAAUUAUCUCCAUGGUGAUUGGUGCAGCUGGAACAGGAAGGUCAGAGUGUGUAAGAUGCUAUGCAGAGCUGCUGCUGGAGCAAAUGCUCACGUCACAAGGGACGUCAGUCACAGCAUUCCUACUGCUGGAACAGGUGACCCUCUAA